Molecule: messenger RNA, 852 nt
Organism: Pieris macdunnoughi
Lineage: Eukaryota; Metazoa; Arthropoda; Insecta; Lepidoptera; Pieridae
Source: the annotation of a GenBank genome assembly
AUGUUUGAAUGGGCUUACAGUGGAGCAAAUAAAGCUGUACCAAGAAAUGUGGGCCCCGAAUGCGCAUAUUUUUUAUCAACGCAACGAAAAAUAAUUGAAACAAUUAUUGUGACAAGUGUUUGUAUGUAUGUUAUUGCUAAAACAUACCCAAAGUUAAACAUUCCAAAUGAAGAUUCAUAUGUUAAAAGUGACAGAGGUGGGAAGAGAUUACUAGUGAUUUUACUUGCCUUACUAUGGGGAAUGGAAAUUGGUUUCAAAUUUGCAUCACGAACUGUAAUUUACUUAUUGAAUCCAUGCCAUGUUACUACAUUAAUUCAAAUAUACUUAUUGUCUGCACCACCUAGUAAAACAGUUACAACUCUGUUUAGAAUUCACUUAAAUUUGUUAAAUGGACCACUUUUAGCUUUUCUCUUUCCGGAAACUGCAUCAAGAACUAUACUUGCAGAAGCUGCACUGUAUUGGAUUCAACAUGGAAUGAUGUUUGUGAUACCAUAUUAUUUGCUCAGAAUUGGUGGUGUUUAUAACAUAGAGCCCUUUUGGGACUUCAAUUGGGCUAUAUUUAGUUAUUCUCUUAAUCUGCUAUAUCACUUCAUUAUUUUACAAAUAAUAGCCAUACCAGCACAAGUUAACCUUAACCAUAUGCUGUGUCCAGCAAUAUUAGAUCCAUUUGAUGGUGCCUGGUAUCGCAUAGCUGCAGUAUUACAUCAAGCUAUUUUGUGUCCUAUGUUAUGCAAACUGUUUUGCCUUAUGGCAGAAUUUUGUUUGACAAAGUUUCCACCUACCAAAGUGAAACCAAAGAUGAAGGAUAAUUUACUAGAUAAUAUCUUAGAACAUAAAGAACAUGUUGAAUAA